This is a messenger RNA of Gamsiella multidivaricata, 2361 nucleotides long. RefSeq lists its product as uncharacterized. Bases 490 to 2337 code for a protein of 615 amino acids. Gene Ontology annotation, biological process: regulation of DNA-templated transcription. NCBI's taxonomy places the organism in Eukaryota, Fungi, Mortierellomycota, Mortierellomycetes, Mortierellales, Mortierellaceae. The transcript is spliced from 4 exons. The record is from RefSeq and is a predicted model, not a curated record. Gene Ontology annotation, molecular function: DNA-binding transcription factor activity.
AGCGUUCCGAUAAAUGCCAGUCAACUGUGGUUAAGCAUUAGAUGUGCUUCCCUUGUCCUUUGCGUCUAUCUAAUAUCGCCGUCUCCAGUUCUCGUCCUCUUCGCCACGCACUCGUUCUUUCGCAAGGGAAAAGGUUUUUUUUCUCUGCUGCGAAUCGAAAUAUUACUUUUUUCUGCUACCAAGUUCCUCUCCGGGAAAACUUCGUCCGCAUCCUUUUCCUCAUAAUCACUUCGCCCUCUCUGCCUUGAGCCCAUAUAAUCACAGUUCUUGCAUCUGACAAGGUCGAAUCAUGCUCUAACCAGAAUCUGGACUUCGUCGCCUCUAAAUAGCCAGCGAGAUCAUUCUGACUGUUCCCCCAGCGCUGUCAUCAGCAGACGAAUCUAUCUUGCCAACAACGCGUGGCAAUAGCACCUUUCAGAAUUCAAGUAACUUGAGGUUCCUAAGUGCGAAACGCGCGACUCUACAUUUUUCUAUCACGACACCAAACGAAUGGAGGGAGGCGUUGAUGGUCUAGUACUUUUCAAGGAGGAUGAAGUGCUCAUGGACGAAGACCUGGGCUAUCAGCUUGGCGAAAUAAAUAGUUCAAUGGGUCCACAGGAUAAUGAAUACUCUCAGCACUUUGGUCAGACACGUCAGCAAUUGUUUAACCUGCAGAAAUUUCAAUCCAUGCCCAUGCUCUCAUCCGAUCAACUCAACUGUACAUCGAUAUCAUAUGAGUCAUCUCCCAUGGAUCUCAGUAUAGACUCGCCGAGCUUGGCUAGUCCAGGAACUUCGUCCAAAUCGGUAGCGGCAGGAGGACAAAUAUCCGAGGAAGGGCAACAGAGUCGGACAUCCAGUCAGGAUUUUGACGACACUAAGCCGGUUGUCAAUGGCAUCAUCCCAAAGCACUAUCUAUCUUCAACAGGAGGCCAUGAGUUUCCGUCUACCCAAUUCCACAUGAGCGGCAUUCUAAGCACCCAGAAUGAAUCAACACAAGUAGAGUCCCAGUCCAAGCUGCGUCAGCUCUAUGGAAAUGGAUCAAAUCAUAUCGGAGGCGCUUCAUCAGAUACAGGGGAUACAGUAGACGCAGGAGAAGAUCCUGCUAUCAAGAGGGCGCAGCAGAACCGAGCAGCUCAGCGAGCAUUCCGGCAAAGAAAGCAGCAGUACAUCAAGUGGCUGGAGAGCAAAGCAGAGGAACUGGACGAAGUGUAUCGUAUCGUGGCCCUGCUUCGAGCAGAAAACGAGCAAUUGCGCGGCCUUGCCAUGGACCUGGAUGCGAGCCUUGUUAACAGAAAAGGGGGCGCCAUCAAUAGCGAAAUUAAAGCGGCAAGAUCAUUGCUAUCUCCGUCUUCGUCUUCUGCGGUGGAAGUUUCGUCAAGCCACCGAAUUGACCUGUCCCUGAGCAGAGAGGUCACAAUGCGCUUGAUGAAUCUGGCCGCGCUUUCAGGGGUAGGCCCGAAUGGCGAUCGGGAGGGAGCCUUCGGUCGACCAAAGUACCAGCCUAGAUCAGCGAAUGACGGAAAAGGAAGUCGGGCUAAGGGCAGAGCAGCGUAUAAGCUGAAUCAGUUGAAGGACCAGCAACAGCAGCAGCUACUGAUGCUCCAAAACCAGCAGGUAUUACAGCUGCAGGAACAACAGCAACAGCAACAGCAACAGCAACAGCAACAGCAACAGCAACAGCAACAGCAACAGCAACAGCAACAACAACAGUGGAUACAACAGCAGCAGCAGAGCAUGACCAUGUCUAUCCUCCCAGCAGCAGAUACCAUGAUCCAUCCCCCCAUUAUAGCACAGUCUCCGCAAACUCUGUCACCAGUGCAAAGAGUAGUGCAGCCAAUGCCGCAAGACGGUCUCACGAAGAUUCAGCAACAUCAAAUCGGCGUUAAUGGUGGAACAGCUGGACUUGGCCAUGGUAUCCAUGCUCAAACCACAGUUGCUUCAGCCCAUUUCCACUAUCCAUUUGCCAGCAGCAGCUCUCACCUAACUAUUUUGCACCAGCAGAACAUUUCACAACACCAACAGCAACAAAGUCAACAAAUUCAGCAUCUACAUUCGCCUUGCCAGACACAGCUCGAAUGGGGACAGACGCCAUCUCUCCACCACCCCGCGGAAACAUCUCAAGCUUACUGGGAGGAAGAGGACGCCUGUGGCACGAGUCGUCUACGUCGAUUUUCCAUGCCCACACUUCGUCUCUCGUCCAGGGCUGAGCUUCAAUGCCUAGAGUCAGUAAGGAUUGGUGCCCAUGGAUCAGGAGUGACAGAGGUCUUCCAGACAACACACACAAUGGCAGGCGAGCCUAGUCAUAGCAAUGUACAGAGAAACCACCAGCAGUCGAUUCUUACCAGUAUUGGACGAUGAAUAAAAAAAACUAUACAUUUCUCU